This is a messenger RNA of Sphaeroforma arctica JP610, 1078 nucleotides long. Its product is annotated as phosphoribosylaminoimidazole-succinocarboxamide synthase. The transcript has 6 exons. Gene Ontology annotation, biological process: 'de novo' IMP biosynthetic process. Lineage: Eukaryota; Ichthyosporea; Ichthyophonida. Bases 118 to 1017 code for a protein of 299 amino acids. Gene Ontology annotation, molecular function: phosphoribosylaminoimidazolesuccinocarboxamide synthase activity. Gene Ontology annotation, cellular component: cytoplasm. The record is from RefSeq and is a predicted model, not a curated record.
AUCAAGGUAAACUCUAUAUUGUUCGAAUAUAUAGGCAACAAGUUCAGUUAUAAAUACACAUGUCUUAUUCGGUUGUGAAGAAAAUUAUUACUAUUCAGAAUACCACAUACCAUCAUCAUGACAGUAGACACUGCUUACACUGGCGAACUUCCAGGCCUCACCCUCCUAGCCAGGGGAAAAGUGAGGGACAUAUAUGAUGUGGAUGAUAACUCUCUGUUGUUCGUUGCAUCCGAUCGCCUGUCAGCCUUUGAUGUGGUUAUGAAGACCGGUAUUCCUGAUAAGGGCAAGGUGCUUACACAGAUCAGUAUGUUUUGGUUUGAUCUGCUAAAGGACGUUCCGAACCAUGUGAUCACAGCUGAUGUAAAUGAGAUGCCCGCUCAGAUACAAAAGUACGCCAGCCAGCUCGCAGGCCGUUCCAUGCUUGUGAAGAAGCUCAAGAUGCUUCCGGUGGAGGCUAUUGUGCGAGGUUACAUCACUGGCAGUGGGUGGAAAGAGUACCAGCGCAAGGGUACCGUGUGCGAUCUGGAGUUGCCUAAGGGUCUUGAGAAUUGCUCGAAGCUGGAGAAGCCUCUGUUCACUCCCAGCACCAAAGCGGAGGAUGGUCUACAUGACGAGAAUAUUCACCCCGACAAAUCGGCCCAAAUACUUGGAGCGGAGCUGAAUCAAAAAGUGGCCGAAACUGCGAUCCAAAUAUAUGAGACGGCGAGAGCCUUCGCAGCGGAGCGCGGUAUCAUCAUCGCCGAUACAAAAUUCGAGUUUGGACUCGACAACGACGGCAAUUUAGUGCUUGCAGAUGAGGUUCUGACGCCCGAUAGCAGUCGUUUCUGGCCUGCCGAUGAGUAUACACCGGGAAAGGAGCAAAACAGCUUUGACAAGCAGUUCAUCCGUAAUUACCUGGAAAGUAUCAACUACGACAAAACAACACCCGUCACCAUACCCGACAAUGUGAUCACUCGGUCGCAACAGAAGUACCUGGAGGCUUUCGAGAUUAUCACCGGCAAAAAACUUAGUACAUAAUAAAACUCAAAUAUAGUAUCACUGAAUAAAAGUGUCAGCAAGCUGAUAACUUGAACGGACA